Molecule: messenger RNA, 4936 nt
Organism: Anopheles stephensi (Asian malaria mosquito)
Lineage: Eukaryota; Metazoa; Arthropoda; Insecta; Diptera; Culicidae
Exons: 3
Coding region: 301-4764 (1487 amino acids)
Source: RefSeq, a predicted model, not a curated record
AAAAUAUCAGCAUAGUUUUGGCCCUUUCGCAUUUGCACUUGUUUUUUAGUUAGUUUUUCACGUUAUAUUUCGUAUUUCCUUUACAAAAAUGAUUCUUUUGAACGAGCGAAACGUCCGGCACGAACAGUAUACGAGCGUGGAAUAGUGCACGCUACGCCGCUGCUGUUCGCUUCUCUGUUGCCCUGCUUCUGGUUGCCUCCUAGCAGAAGGACACCGAAAGUGAAGUGAAUUUCGUGACCAAUAUUCGGCUACGACUAGCACCCUUGCAACGGAAAAGUGUCGUUGUGUGGCGGUGCAGUGAUGAGCCACAACACGAUCCCCGUUUGGCAAGUGGCAACCGCGGAGCCGACUGCGCGAGGUAGCAACGCUGCCACUGCACCCGGCAGCCAAAACAAUGGUGGAAGCAUUUCAACGCUAAAAUAUGUGACCAACGCACGGCAGAAUGUGAAAAUCAUAAGCAUCCCCGGGCAAGGUUCGGUGGCCGGGAGCAACGAUGGCACACUUUUGUACGAAACGACGAUCGACAGCUCAUACCUGGCUGUGACCAAGUCACCUCGCCGACCGACAACAACCGCCCAGCACCACCACCACCACCACCACCAUACGGCUAUGUUGAACGAUUCCAUACUGCUACAAACGGCCGACGGACAGGGCUAUCUCGUGGACGAGCGAUCGAUACAGAACAUCGAUCAGAUUCCACCGGAAAAUUUAAUCUACGUGACUUCGUCCGAUUUGCCGUCGUCCAGUGAUAACAUGGAACACACUUCGACCGCUCCUUCUCCUUCCCUGCCCUCCAGCGAUCAAGCCCAUCUUGAUUACGUUGACUAUGUGCCGUCACCGGACGCGCCGGCCGAUCAAACCCAGCCGGCGGCAGUGGCAGAAUACGCGGAAGAGUGUCAAGUGACGGAGGAAAUCAUUACCGACGAUUGGGUGCAGUCGCAGGGCGAGGAGUGUGUGCAGGUGACGGUGGAUCAGCUCGGGGUGAGCACGGCGAUCGCGGUGGACGAUGACAUUUCGGUGCCGCUCGAUCAGGACCAGUACACGCUGUCCCGGCCCUAUCCGUGCGAUUUCUGCAGCCGGCGGUUUCGGAAGAAGGCAAGCCUGCAGAACCAUCUAAUGGCACACUCGAACGAUCGGCCGCAUGUGUGCUAUUUGUGCGGGGCUCAGUAUGGACGGAGGGCCGAUCUAAUCAACCAUCUGAAGCAGCAUGCGUACGCCGACCAGGAUGAGUUAUCGUUGCGCGGUGGCGAUCAGCAGGAUGCAGACUAUGAACUACCAGAACUGGCCAGCACAGCGGGUCACAUCAAAAAUCGUAUCAGACAGUCGAGCGAGGAUGAAGAUCUGUACAUACAGAACACGAUGGUGAGCUACAAUUCGCAACCGCCGAUGCAGCUCAUUUCGACCACCAGCUAUGGCACUUCUUCGGCAACGAUAGCUUCUCCCUACGAGCAGUGCGAGAUCACUUCCUUCAGCAAUGGUUCGAUAGAAGUAGAGCCACAGCGUUUGACCAUUGAUAAUGCAUGCCCAACGGCCAGUUCCACGUCGGGUGGUGUAGAGAAAAGAAUUGGAAGGAAAAGAAAAGUGCCUGCUGCUGCUGUUGCAACAGAUGUUGUGAGUACGGCACGGACAAAGCCAGCCACAUUUUCGACCAAAGCAGCCACCGCUGCUAGCCGUCAAAUUAAAAAGGAACCGGAAGACACGAUAGCGGCGCCACCACCACCGCUCGACGAACGAAAGCCAUUUGUCUGCCCACAGUGUGGCCUAUCGUUCGGGAGGGCAAAAGCGCUACUGGCCCAUACCCGUACCCACACAAACAAAACACAAUACGAGUGCGAAUACUGCAAUGCACAGUUUUACGAAUGGUCCCUGCUGCGUAUUCACAUCAAUCGUGUGCACACGGCGCAGCAAGUCGGUAACAGCGAGGAGCACGAUUCUGGUUGCGCAUCCAGUGCGACGGGCAAGAAGCGCUUCAGUUGUGAUAGAUGCAGUGCCGUUUUCUUCCAACCCGAUCACAUACUUCACCACAUACAACAGGCGCACGGCGCUGUGGGUGAAAGUAAUGCAAGCGCCGAUCAUAGUAAUGUGAUCGUUAAACAGGAACUGAUACAAGCGCCCGCUGGGGUGGAUUACGUGGAGAUGGACGGGGAAGCCACCACCGAUCCGGAAAUAGAGGAAGAAGAGUAUGGCGAUUUGGAUUAUACGAUCGAGGUGCAGUAUGAGAAUCGUGCCAGCGAGCCGGACACGCAGCACCCGACCGCUUCCCCGCUGACGUGUCGCGAAUGUGGCGAAUCGUUCGAAAGUGGGAUGGAAUUGCUGGAACACUCCGAAACACACACCGCACGGUACGAACCGCACGAGUGUCAGCUGUGUGGUGAAAAGUUCCUGGACGAAGCGACCAUUAAGCAGCAUGUGCAGGAGCGCCACCAGCACGAGCUGACCGCCACAUCGUGUGCGAUCUGUGGCAAACGGUGCAAAAGUCAAACGACGCUGAUAAAGCACGCCUGGGACCAUUCGCGCGAACGGGCCCACUCGUGUUCGCAGUGCGGCAAAACGUUCCACCAUAUGGCGCGGCUCAAGCGGCACAUGGAUUCGCACCGCAACAAGACGGUCCGGUGUGAGGUUUGUAUGCAGGAGUUCCCGGACGGACGGACGCUGAUGAACCAUCGCCAUUCGCACACGAAAUCGAACGAAUAUCCGUGCCACGAGUGUGGCAAAACGUUUGGAUCCCGUUCGUCGCAGCAGAUCCAUAUGCGCAUCCACACCGGCGAACGGCCGUACGCGUGUCGCUUUUGCUGGAAAGCGUUUGCGGAUGGUGGAACGCUACGGAAGCACGAGCGGAUACAUACCGGCGAAAAGCCGUACGCGUGUCCCGUGUGUCCGAAGGCGUUUAAUCAGCGGGUGGUUCUGCGAGAGCACAUCCGGGCCCACCAUUCGCAGGCUGAUGCGAAGCGCGGUUCGGCCAACCAACCGUACUACUGUACUGUGUGCAGUUCUCCCUUUUCUACGACCGGUGAUUUGGUGCAGCAUCUGAUCGAGCACAGCGAUACGAACACGGCGAUGAAACGAGAACCACCAACCUUCCCGCGGAAGUAUAAACGGCGCCGUAAGCUCAAUCCGCACGAGCUGGAGCGACUGAAGAGUGGUCGUCGGAAGCAGAAAAACAGGCAGCGCGACGACGAUGUGGACGAUACGGUGGUGGAGGAGGAUGGCUACGAGGAAAGCAAUAGCGCUAAGGAGAGUGUGAAACGCGCUACUACUAAAUCUUCGCAGCAUUCGUCCAGCCAGGAUGGUGCUGCUCUCAGGAACAAGCGGAGCAACGAGCCACGGGCAUCUAAACGGCGCGUGUCGGUGCACGAUAUGCUGCACGCGAACGGCAUCAAUCUGUUGAGCAAUAUCGUGCUGCUGCAUGGACAGCAGGAAGGGGACGAACCGUCGAACAACGAGCACGGCAAUGUUCCUCCGGAAUCUCCGGAAGCGAAACCAGCGCAGCCAACCACCAGCAGCAGGCGCGGCACAAUUGCUGGGAACGUACCGAAGUCAAAGGUAGCUGGCCCGGCGCGAAAGAAACCAUCCCGCAAACGUUCUUCACCGUAUGCCACCAAAGAUGCUCCGCACGAUGACGGGGAGCUAAAGCAAACGGACGCUGGUGACGAUCGAGGUUCACCGGCACACUGCGGCGGUGGUAGCAGCACGAUCACGAACGUGAUGGAAGCAUUUUUCCGUAGCCGGAAGCGUAACUCGCUGCUGCCGGAAAUACCCCCGCACCGGAUCUCGUCCGUAAGCUUUCCCUUGCUGGACGAUGGAAACACAGACGAUCCGCUGGACGAGCCGACGGCGAUCGUGGACCAGUCGCGCAAAAGCACCACCUCGUUUAGCGCUUCGGAAGAGCACGCCCUCGACCAGCAGCUGCUGAUGGAAAUAUCGCACAAGGGCGGCAAGUACACGGAACGGUUCAACAGUGACACCGUGCACGAUCUGGAAGAAAUUCUUCGCUCGCCGUUAAAGAGCGUUGUUCCGGCGAAAAGUGUGCCGCACAGACAGCCUCCGAAGAAAGGAAAGGGCAAAGCGAAAAGUAAAAAGUCAGCAGCAGCAGCAGCAGCAACACCGACCAAACAGCAGCAAUCGAAAGCGGUCGAAAAGAAGGUGAAGAAAGUCGUCCCGCAACCAUCCCCACCGGCAGUGUUGCGCAGUCAGCGGUUAACGCGCCGUCAGCUCGAACGGGAGGUAAACUUCCUGAAGGAAGCGUACGACACGAGUGUACCGAGUUACGCACCGGAAUCAGUCAAGGAAGAAACAGACCCAUCGCUCGGUACGAUGGUGCCACCGGAAGCAAUGGACAGUGGGACAUCGGCUAACGUUGCGAACGCUGGUACACCGGAGGAACGGGGGGUGGAUGCUUCCGAAAGGUUAGCUGCCAUGUUGCUAAACGAUGGACUGCCAGCACCCGACGAUACACAGAGCAGCAGUAGUAGCGGUAACGGCGGUUGUGGCGAAAGCACUAUCAGCAGCAUUUUCCACCAGCAGCAGCACGAUACGUUUGACUCGAAACCGUAUGCAGAAUCGUUGCAUAUGAUGGAGGAACUGGUCGAUGUACAGAGGAAGGACGAUGGCACGGUGGAUGAAAACGAUCCCAGCUGUCUGUAUGAGGGGGACAGCAAAAGCACUACCUCAGCCGAUGGGACGGUAGACUAUCGAUGUUCGAUCUGCGCUGCCUGUUUCGAUGAUCGAGCACAGCUCAUCCUACACGUUCCGGUACACAUUUAAGCGCGCGCUGGAUAAAAAACACUUUUAUCUCUUUUCUUGUUACGUUUCCCAUCCCCAAGGUUAUAGUGAUUGUGGUUUUGUUUUCUGAAUUACGCGAAAAAUGCUUCGAAUGCAUGACGAGCACAUGGAAUCGGAAUUAUUUAAUCAAUAAAUUCGUUAACAUUGAAACGAA